This is a messenger RNA of Miscanthus lutarioriparius, 1035 nucleotides long. The record is from the annotation of a GenBank genome assembly. NCBI's taxonomy places the organism in Eukaryota, Viridiplantae, Streptophyta, Magnoliopsida, Poales, Poaceae.
AUGCCAGCAGUUCUAUCAUGUCUCCCGGUGGCGUACAAGAAGAUUGCCAUCGCUAAUAGGAUGAAGAGUUUGAGAGAAAAACUGAGGAAAAUCAAAAGCGAAAUUGAUAGCUUUAGCUUCAAAAAGGGCAGUGGCACUACUAAUGAGCAGGCAUACGAUGAACGUGAAACAACAUCUUAUUUGCCUGAAGAACCUGUAAUAGGGAGGGACCAAGAAAAACAGGAAAUCAUAAACUUGUUAUCUGCAAACACUUGCAACGAUGAGAUAGUGAUUGUUCCUAUAUAUGGCCUUGGAGUUAUGGGCAAGAGUACUUUGGCACAAUUAGUUUACAAUGAUGGCCAGUUCAAGCAGUAUGAUCAUCGUGUCUGGGUUUAUGUGUCCCAAGAUUUUAAUUUGAACAAAAUAGGAAGCUCUAUAAUUUCUCAAUUGCAACCACAAGGUCACCAAAAUAUGUGUAUACAGCAGGUCAUAAACCAAUGCCUUGAAAGCCUACUUUGUGGCAAGAAGGUUCUGGUCGUUUUGGAUGACCUAUGGGAGGAAAGGACGGCUGAGUUGGAUAAACUAAGAACGAUGCUUCACAUCAAGGACAGUAAAGUAGAUGCAAUAGUAACCACACGCAAGGAAGACAUUGCAAGAAAAGUUUGUACCAGUGAACCAUACAGGCUACAAACUUUGGAAGAUGAUAAAUGUUGGGAAAUAAUUAAGAGAUACAGUAAGUUUGAACUUAAAUCUGACCAGGAAAAAAUGGGGCAAAUAGGAUUGGAUAUUGCAAGGAAAUGUGGAGGUGUGAUGCUACGAUCCAUAGAUGAUCUGUCUGUAUGGAAAGAAAUUAAUAACAGUGAUAUCUGGAAUGGAUCUUCUGAAGAUUGUGAUGUGCUUCCAUCCUUGAAAUUAAGUUACGAAAGGAUGCCACCACAGCUAAGGAUAUGCUUUUCCUAUUGUGCCAUAUUCCCCAAAGGGCAUAAUAUUGUAGAAGAUGAUUUGGUUCAACAAUGGAUUGCUCUAGAUUUCACCGAGCAGCCGAAGGGAAAAUAA